This is a messenger RNA of Perkinsus marinus ATCC 50983, 579 nucleotides long. RefSeq lists its product as hypothetical. The transcript has a single exon. Lineage: Eukaryota; Perkinsozoa; Perkinsida; Perkinsidae. Gene Ontology annotation, biological process: DNA integration. The record is from RefSeq and is a predicted model, not a curated record. Gene Ontology annotation, molecular function: nucleic acid binding. The annotation marks the transcript as partial.
CAUUGCCCUAACUGUCAAUUGGGGAAAUGGUAUGAACCCUUCAACCCUCAACCCCUUGUAUUCCGCCGAGGCAUGACUAGGUUUAGCGCUUUGCAAUUGGAUUUUAUGGGACCUAUGGACAGUUUUGUCCGUGCUAACCAACCUGCUUGCCCGGGCAAUAAUAUGUAUGUUCUUGUGAUGGUUGAUGAAGGAUCAAGGGCUGUAUUGUCACUACUUGUACCUAACACGUCAGCGCUUGUCGUUAUCACUAGCUUGUUGAUCUGGUUCCAAGUAUAUGGAGUACCAAGUUAUGUUCAACUUGAUGGAGCAGGAGCCCAUGUUAGUGAAGAGCUAUCGAUAUUCGCAAGAACAUGGAACUUCCAUCUCUCUAUUGGUAUUGCUCGUAGGCCACAAACCCAAGGCCUAGUGGAAGGCGUAGUGCGUGACUUGAAGUGUGGUCUUCAAACAAAUGCUACGAGCAAUACUGCCCUCCCUUGGUAUAUUUCGGUAAUGGUUAGUAGCUUUGUGCACAACCAAUCAUCACUGAUGGGAACUCGGUUGUCCCCACACAACUUGGCGGUUGGCUCAGAUUUAGAUGAA